AUGGGGUACAAUUUGUCCUAUGGAAAACUGCCAGAUGAUCGUCUGAGCCAAGACAACAGCACCUCGCCCAACGCCACAGCAGGCUUACUGGGGAACUCCACACACAACGAAUUCACCACCAUCGUCUUGCCUGUGCUUUACCUCAUCAUUUUCCUAGCAAGCAUCUUGCUGAAUGGCCUAGCAGUGUGGAUUUUUUUCCACAUCAGGAAUAAAACGAGUUUUAUAUUUUACCUCAAAAACAUCGUGGUUGCAGACCUUCUCAUGACACUAACGUUCCCGUUCAAGAUAAUCCAGGACUCGCAGCUGGGACCGUGGCACUUCAACUCUUUCCUGUGCCGAUACACUACAGUUCUGUUUUACGCAAACAUGUACACCACGAUUGUGUUCCUCGGACUCAUCAGCAUCGACCGCUACCUGAAAGUAGUGAAACCUUUUGGAGACUCCAGGAUGUACAGCAUCACCUUCACCAAGAUCUUAUCUGCCUGCGUUUGGGUUGUAAUGGCUUUCCUAGCUUUACCAAACCUGAUUCUUACAAACGGCUACCCGACAAAGAAAAACAUAGACGACUGCGUAAAGCUGAAGUCUCCCUUGGGAGUCAAGUGGCACACAGCUGUCGUCUACAUCAACACCUGCAUGUUUGUAGUGGUGCUGAUAGUACUGAUAGGAUGUUAUAUUGCGAUAUCCAGGUACAUUUAUAAAUCGAGCAAACAAUUUAUUAGCUCAUCAAGCAGAAAGCGAAAGCAUAAUCAAAGUAUAAGGGUUGUUGUGGCUGUAUUUUUCACUUGCUUUCUGCCAUAUCAUUUGUGCAGAAUACCCUUUACUUUCAGCCAUCUAGAUAAAAUUUUAGACGACUCUGCACAUAAAAUCUUAUAUUACUGUAAGGAAAUGACACUGUUCUUAUCUGCAUGCAAUGUCUGUCUGGAUCCAAUCAUUUACUUUUUCAUGUGUAGAUCAUUCUCACGAAGGCUGUUCAGAAAAUCAAAUAUGCGAACCAGGAGUGAGAGUAUUAGAUCACUUCAGAGCGUAAGAAGAUCAGAAGUGCGCAUAUACCAUGAAUACACUGAUGUCUGAAGUCACCCACACAGAGACUUUUGCUAAUUUGUGAGAAUAUUUGUAUAUCGUGUAAAUAAAACAUAUCUUUG
Messenger RNA from Haliaeetus leucocephalus (bald eagle), 1142 nucleotides. RefSeq names its product G protein-coupled receptor 87 (gene GPR87). Gene Ontology annotation, cellular component: membrane. Bases 1 to 1071 code for a protein of 356 amino acids. The transcript is spliced from 2 exons. The record is from RefSeq and is a predicted model, not a curated record. Gene Ontology annotation, biological process: G protein-coupled receptor signaling pathway. Gene Ontology annotation, molecular function: G protein-coupled purinergic nucleotide receptor activity. NCBI's taxonomy places the organism in Eukaryota, Metazoa, Chordata, Aves, Accipitriformes, Accipitridae.